GAACUAAGAUUUCUUGACAUGUAUGCGGAGAAUGAUUUUCUGGAAGAAACGGAAUAUGAUUAUGUCAGCCAAUACUUUCCAAAUGCUUUACGAUAUCUAUGUUGGUGCAACUACCCUUUUCGGUCUUUACCCAACACCUUUCAAGGAAAUAAUCUUGUUGCUCUUAAGAUGUCUUGGAGCAAAAUCCUAUGACUUUGGGAAGGGGGAGAAAAAAAGGUUCUUAAGAAGCUCAAAUUCCUUGACCUCAGUUGUUCCAUGGUCACGACCCUUGACCUUGAGCUUAUUCCAAAUAUCGAGUCAUUGUCUCUUGGAGAAUGUCGAGGCUUGGUACUAAUUGACAUGCUUAAUCAAUGUUUAAACCUCAUUAGUGUCGACUUCAGUCAUUCACAGUUGAAGACCGUUGACCUUCGCUCAGCUAUAAAGCUCGAGCUGUUAAAACUUGAAGGCUGCUGUGAUUUGGUAGAACUUCAUUUGCCAAAUGGAUGUCAGAAACUUAAACAACUCUAUUGCACAGAGUCAAAGUUAAUGGCCAUUGACCUUCAGCUGGCUCCGAAUCUUGAGACAUUGAUUCUUAAAAAACACAGAGAUUUAGUAACACUUCACAUAGCCAACAAUUGUCAAAAGCUCAUAUCACUCGACGUUAGUUAUUCAAAGUUGAAAACCCUUGAGCUUGGGCUGACUCCAAAUCUCAAGAGCUUAAAUCUUGAAGGCUGUUGUGAUUUAGUACAACUUCAUUUGACAAAUGGUUGUCAAAAACUCAAAAAACUCAACUGUACAAAGUCAAAGUUGAUGGUCCUUGACCUUCAGUUGGCUCGGAAUCUAGAGAUGCUGAUGCUUGAAAAAAACAAAGGUUUGGCAACACUUCACAUACCCAAUAAUUGUAGAAAGCUUAUAUCCCUUGACAUUAGUUAUUCAAAGUUGAAAACCCUUGAGCUUAGGCUGACACCAAAUCUCAAGAGCUUAAAUCUUGAAGGCUGCUGUGAUUUGGUAGAACUUCAUUUGCCGAAGGGAUGUCAAAAACUCAAACAACUCCACUGCACAGAGUCAAAGUUAAUGGCCCUUGACCUUCGACAGGCUCCAAAUCUUGAGAUGCUGAUUCUUAGAAAAAACAGAGAUUUGGUAACACUUUACAUAGCCAAGAACUGCCAAAAGCUCAUAUCCCUCGACGUUAGUUAUUCAAAGUUGAAAACCGUUGAGCUUGGGCUGACUCCAAAUCUCAAGAGCAUAAAUCUUGAAGGAUGCUUUGAUUUGGUAGAACUUCAUUUGCCAAAUGGAUGUCAAAAACUUAAAGAACUCCAUUGCACAGAGUCAAAGUUGAUGGCCCUUGACCUUCAGUUGUCUCCGAAUCUUGAGACGUUGAUUCUUGAAAAAAAUAGAGAUUUGGUAACACUUCAAAUAGCCAAAAACUGUCAAAAGCUCAUAUCCCUAGACAUUACUUAUUCAAAGUUGAAAAACCUUGACCUUGGGCUGACUCCAAAUCUAAAGAUCUUAAAUCUUGAAGGCUGCUGUGAUUUGGAAGAACUUCAUUUGCCAAAUGCAUGUCAAAAACUCAAACAACUCCACUGCACGGAGUCAAAGUUGAUGGCUCUAGACCUUCAGCUGGCUCCGAAUCUGGAGACGUUGAUUCUUAAAAAAAACAGAGAUUUGGUCACACUUCACAUAGCCAAGAACUGUCAAAAGCUUAUAUCCAUCGAUGUUAGUUAUUCAAAGUUGAAAACCCUUGAGCUUGGCCUAACCCCAAAUCUCAAGAACUUAAAUCUUGAAGGCUGCUGUUAUUUGGUAGAGCUUCAUUUGCCAAAUGGAUGUCAAAAACUCAAAAAACUCCAAUGCACAGAGUCAAAGUUGAUGGCCCUUGACCUUCAGUUGGCACCGAAUCUUGAGACGUUGAUUCUUAAAAAAAACAGAGAUUUGGUAACACUUCAAAUAGCCAAGGAGUGUCAAAAGCUCAUAUCCCUUGACGUUAGUUAUUCAAUGUUGAAAACCCUUGAGCUUGGGCUAGCACCAAAUCUCAGGAGCUUAAAUCUUGAAUGCUGUUGUGAUUUGGUAGAACUUCAUUUGCCAAAUGAAUGUCAAAAACUCAAAGAACUCAUCUGCACAGAAUCAAAGUUGAUGGCUCUUGACCUUCAGUUGGCUCCAAAACUUAAGACGAUGAUUCUUAAAAAAAACAGAGAUUUGUUAAUACUUCACAUAGCAAAGAAUUGUCAAAAGCUCAAAUCUCUCGAUGUUAGUUAUUCAAAGUUGAAAACCCUUGAGCUUGGGCUGACUCCAAAUCUCAAGAGCUUAUGUCUUGAAGGGUGUUGCAAUUUGGUAGAACUUCAUUUUCCAAAUGAAUGUCAAAAACUCAAAAAACUCAACUGCACAGAGUCAAAGUUGAUGACCCUUGACCUUCAGCUGGCUCCAAAUCUUGAGACGUUGAUUCUUGAAAAAAACAGAGAUUUGGUAACAGUUCACGUUGCCAAGAGCUGUGAAAAGCUCAUAUCUGUCGAUGUUAGUUAUUCAAAGUUGAAAACCCUUGAGCUUGGGUUAACUCCAAAUCUCAAGAGCUUAAAUCUUGAAGCAUGCAAUAAUUUGGCACAACUUCAGGUUCCAAAUGGUUGUCAGAAACUCAAACAACUCCACCUCACGGAGUCAAAGUUGAUGGCCCUUGACCUUCAGCUGGCUCCAAAUCUUAAGACGCUGAUUCUUAAAAAGAAUAGAGAUUUGGUAAUACUUCACUUAGCAAAGAAUUGUCAAAAGCUUAUAUCCCUCGAUGUUAGUUAUUCAAUGCUGAAAACCCUUGAGCUUGGGCUGACUCCAAAUCUCAAGAGCUUAAAUCUUGAAGGCUGUUGUGAUUUGGUAGAACUUCAUCUGCCAAAUGAAUGUCAAAAACUAAAAAAACUCCACUGCACAGAGUCAAAUUUGAUGGCCCUUGACCUUCAACUGGCUCCGAAUCUUGAGACGCUGAUUCUUGAAAAAAACAGAGAUUUGGUAACACUUCACAUAGCCAAGAACUGUCAAAAUCUCAGUGACAUUAGUGUCGCUUGGAUCUUCAGGUGUAUCAACACUUGACCAAAUGUGUGCAGUUUCCUCGCCUAUCUUCUAUUUUAGAUUUUCUUCAAAACUUUUCGAGUCAGGUAAGCCUUUUUCUUUAAGGAUCACUAUGAAGAUGAUUCAUCAAAUACUACAUACCUUGAGGUGUAGCAUUUUCCAUUUCUUGGAUCACAACACCUCCACCAUUUUGUUUGAUUUUCGUAUCCAACAAAUAUACACCUGACUGCUUUCUUUUCAAGCUUGGUAGGUAAAUGAUUGGGCAUAAAUAUAUAGUAAAUGCAGCCAAAUACUCGAAAGUAACAAAUAGUAGGUUUCAUGUUUCAUAGUGUCUCAAAUGGUGAGAUGAAACCUAACCUUGGUUGGGGAAGUUUAUAGAUCAAGUGGGCAACAAUUUGCAUUGCUCAACCCAAAAUCUUCUUGGGAUACUCUUUGCGUGUUGCAUGCUUUGACAAAUUUAUGCAAGAUGUGGAUUCUUGCUCUCAACUACACCAUUUUUUUUGUUGAUGUGUGUUCGCACAUUUGAAUUAAUAAUGUAAACUGCUUUUCUAGCAGAUAGUGUGUAACACCCCGUUUUCAAGUCAAACCCUAAAAUAUGAUGACGUGUUGUAAGUAUUAUUUUAUUAUAAUAUAUUAAUAUAUUUAAGUUAA
Molecule: messenger RNA, 3678 nt
Organism: Lactuca sativa (garden lettuce)
Lineage: Eukaryota; Viridiplantae; Streptophyta; Magnoliopsida; Asterales; Asteraceae
Source: RefSeq, a predicted model, not a curated record